GUGUUCAAACGAAAAGUGUGGUUAUGUUGUUUGAUGUGUACAACGAAUUUGACAGAAUGCAAUCAUUGACACUUGGUACAUGUGCUACAAUCACGAUUGUAAAUAAACCGUGUUCAGUGCAUCACACGCUUCGUUGAUUAGAUCAAAGUGUGUUGAAAUUGAAAAGACCCAAAAAGAAUUAAAUAGACCAAAAUAAACAAACAAAAGCAAAACCAAAAUGAAGGCAACCAAAAAGAACGAUGGUGAAGGUGGUAAAUCGCCAGCGAAUAAGGUUCAACACAAGCCACCAUUCAAGAAAAACCCAUCGAACAAGAAAGGCAAUAACAAGCAAGGUGCAGGCAAACGAAACCAGUUCACCUUCGCCGAAGAGAAGCGUAUCGACAAAAUUCGGCUGCAAAAUGAACGAAAAGCAGAAAAACAAGCCAAAUUACUAAUCGCCAAGAAGGACAAAAAACGAAAGCAGAAGAUUUUUUCAAAGAAAAACAACAAAGGACAACCGGUGAUGAAGGGACGUAUGGAACUACUGCUGGAAAAGAUUGAGAAACGUGUCGCUAAAUGAUUAGUUUAACGAAAUUGUUUGUGUUAAAUAAAUUUUUAAAUUAAAUAAACUUUUAACAUUGAAUCCUAGUUUACUUUGUAGCCAUUUGAAUUAUGACCGCUUUUUGUUUCCUGAAAAAUGAAAUUUUUAAUGAAUUUCUGAAC
This is a messenger RNA of Sitodiplosis mosellana (orange wheat blossom midge), 702 nucleotides long. Its product is annotated as thyroid transcription factor 1-associated protein 26. The coding region runs from base 218 to 559 and encodes 113 amino acids. Lineage: Eukaryota; Metazoa; Arthropoda; Insecta; Diptera; Cecidomyiidae. The record is from RefSeq and is a predicted model, not a curated record. The transcript has a single exon.